AUGUCGGCAAUACCCAGGAGCGACGAAUCGGUUUCGUCCCCUCGACCAUUACACACCCCCUCCCGUCAAAUGGUUUCCAACAUCUCAAGCCUCCUCCCUUCGGCUCCUGCUAGCCCUCCUACUCCGGCUCCUAGCCCGACCCCGCAGAUCCACCGCCUCCCAACCUGGUCGACGGCGAACGCUAGCGAGGACACCUUUCUUCGAGAUGCUCGUCCUCAUUUUCUAAGACUCGACGCGUCCGAAAAGCAAAGAUUCCUCGCCGAAAUCCUAAACCUAUGCGAUUCGCAGCAGCUUAGUUUCGUUCUCAACUACGUCUCUCCGAGAUUAAAGAAAGAUCCCUUCAAGACGUUACCUAAUGAGCUUUGCCUUCGAGUCCUUUCCUUCAUUGAUGACCCAAAAACCCUCGCCAGGGCCUCCCAAGUCUCAAAACAGUGGCACGCCCUGCUCAACGAUGACCUUACCUGGAAAAAGCUCUGUGAGAAACACAGUUAUCGUCGUCUGAGUAACCACAGCCCUUCUCAAGCAGCUGCUUUCCGGGCACAAUCUAUCGAUCAUCCGAUGUCGGAUCCUGUUAGCCCUUCGCAAUCUACAAAGAACUCUGGUUUCACUUCCGAGAUCACAUCACACUAUUCGUUACCUCGAAGGCGACCAAAACCCAUUAGUUAUAAAUCCCACUUCAAGCAAAGAUAUAUGGUUGAGACGGCGUGGAGGAGCGGAGGAAAGGCUAUUGCAAGGCAUAUCACGCCUGAUCAAGGAGUUGUCACCUCCCUCCACCUUACGCCCAACUAUAUCGUCGUCGCUUUGGAUAAUGCGAAGAUUCAUGUCUUUGCUGAAGAUGGACGCUUCCUCCGGACACUGUCCGGGCAUGUGAUGGGUGUUUGGGCAAUGGUUCCAUGGGAUGAUGUUCUAGUGAGCGGCGGUUGUGACAGGGAUGUCAGGGUUUGGAACAUGGCUACAGGGCAAUGCAACCAAGUUCUGCGAGGUCAUACCUCGACGGUCCGCUGCCUCAAGAUGAGCGAUUCAAAGACCGCCAUCUCAGGAUCUCGAGAUACAACCUUGAGAAUUUGGGACAUCGAAAAGGGUGUUUGCCUCAAUAUACUUGUCGGGCACCAGGCCAGUGUUAGAUGCUUGGAAAUCAGUGGAGAUUAUGUCGUCAGCGGUUCCUAUGACACCACAGCAAAGAUAUGGAGUAUCUCGCAAGGUGCUUUGUUACGGACACUCACUGGUCAUUUCAGUCAGAUUUAUGCUAUCGCCUUUGAUGGCCAGCGAAUUGCUACAGGUUCCUUGGAUACUUCAGUUCGUAUCUGGGAUGUAGAGUCUGGUGCUUGCCAAGCCAUUCUUCAAGGACACACUUCACUUGUUGGCCAACUCCAGAUGCGUGGGAAGACACUGGUUACCGGUGGUUCUGACGGGUCUGUUCGUGUUUGGAGUUUGGAUAAAAUGCAAUGUGUUCAUCGUCUCGGAGCCCAUGACAAUAGUGUUACAUCGCUCCAAUUUGAUGACACCCGCAUUGUUAGCGGAGGUAGUGACGGUCGUGUAAAGAUUUGGGAUCUUAGAACUGGUGUGUUGGUUCGUGAACUCUCGAGUCCCGCUGAGGCAGUCUGGAGGGUCGCAUUUGAAGAGGAGAAGGCAGUCAUUCUUGCUUCGAGAGGUGGAAGGACGACAAUGGAGGUUUUCUCAUUUUCACCACCACCUGAAGCUUUCGCCGAAGCAUAUCGAGCCAGUAGCCCAACAGAAUCGGAUACCAUCUAUGAUGACGUCCCCAUGGAAGAAGUAGAUAUGAAUACACAGUUCGCUGCCUCAAUGGAUACAUAG
Orbilia oligospora ATCC 24927 is the source of this 1815-nucleotide messenger RNA. RefSeq lists its product as uncharacterized. Gene Ontology annotation, molecular function: protein binding. The transcript has 4 exons. The coding region runs from base 1 to 1815 and encodes 604 amino acids. Lineage: Eukaryota; Fungi; Ascomycota; Orbiliomycetes; Orbiliales; Orbiliaceae. The record is from RefSeq and is a predicted model, not a curated record.